AUGUUCCCAGUAAUUUCCAGCCGUCGUCUUUGGUGGGCUGGGCUUUGGGGGAGAGUCUGCCUGAACCAGCCAGUACUGAACAGGCAGCAUUGUCAGCGUAUGCAUGUCAAAGUUGGAGACCGGGCUGAACUUAGCAGGGCCUUCACACACAGGGAUGUGGCUACCUUCUCAGAGUUAACAGGCGAUGUCAAUCCUUUGCAUUUAAAUGAAGAUUUUGCAAAACACACCAAGUUCGGAAAGACAAUUGUACAUGGGGUUUUGAUCAAUGGACUUAUCUCAGCUCUCCUGGGUACUAAAAUGCCAGGGCCAGGCUGUGUAUUUCUUUCUCAGGAAAUUAACUUUCCAGCCCCUUUAUAUAUUGGAGAAGUUGUUUUAGCUUCUGCAGAAGUGAAAAAACUAAAGCGGUUCAUUGCUGUUAUUGAAGUGUCAUGUUCUGUAAUAGAAAGUAGAAAGACUGUUAUGGAAGGCUGGGUUAAAGUUAUGGUCCCAGAAAUCCCCAAUUCCUGAAAUAUGUGUUUAAAGAUGUAAGUUCAGACACCAAUGUCAUUGUGGCUGGGGAAUUGGGGAGGCUAUAGGCCCAGAAACCUAUAUUAGGGGAAGGGAGCAGAGACAGGAGUGUUCACAUGUCCACUCUCUAGUAUGGCCUUACGUUUCACGCAAACUUGAGUGUAUGCAAGAUUUCAUCAUCUGUCUAGGUUUUCAUUAUUUUGUAGGAUUAUUAAAGCAUAUGUGUUAUUAUCUUUAAAAAAUUUCAGACUAAUAUAAGGGUAUAUAUGAUUAGGUUACAUUGUGUUUGUCAAGUAGUGUCUAGAUUUUUUAAAUUCAAUAAGUAUUGAGGUUAUCUAAAGGCUCUACUUUUGGGGCAGCCCUGUGGUUCAAGGAGUAGGGCGCGGCCCCAUAUACGGGGGUGCGGGGGUGGGUUCAAGCGCAGCCCUGGCCUAAACUGUAAAGUCUCUACUUUUGGGAUUUCAAACGUAGAUAAAUAAGCACUUAGAUAACAAAAAACCUGUCUAUAUCUGUACAAUCAGUUUCUUACUGAAUUUAUAAUCUAGCAUUUAAUUAAUUAUUGAAGACAAUACAAGUUGAAUUAUCUUUAAAUAUCUACCCUUUACCAGUAAAUACUAGCCUGUGUUAUUCGGCAGUUUCUGAGUUGGAGUUUAUUAUUGUUAUUUGUGCUGGAGUGGCAUUUUGCUCAACUUUCAGUGGGCCUUGGCUUUCAGGUAGUAUUCCUGUUAUUGGAGAAGAGCUUAUGUGCAGUCUUAGAUUAGCUAUAUAAACUGUGUCUGACUUACGAAAUGAUGAUAAUGUAUACCACAUGAGAUUAUUGGUGGAGACAGUAAACAGUGUUAAGCACAGGGCUGGGCCUGUAAACAGUAGCUACUAUUAUUGCUCAUUGCCCCUGACCGAGGUUCAGGGUUUUCUUGAGUUUAAAGCCAACAGGCUCACAGUUGAACAAAUAACCAGACUUUCAGGAUGUCAGUCAAUCUCUUAGUGUUUUUGAAUGAGAAGUUUGUAUUUUAAGAGUACAGGUUCUUUUCUCCCUCCCUUUAAAAUGUGGAUCUACCGCCUAUUAUAUAAACAUUAUAUGUAUAUUAUUUUAAAAAUCAUAAAAAAAAUAGACACUGGAAACUAAGUUUUUACCCAUAAAAUUCACCGGUAAGUAUACAA
This is a messenger RNA of Nycticebus coucang (slow loris), 1668 nucleotides long. RefSeq names its product hydroxyacyl-thioester dehydratase type 2 (gene HTD2). Bases 1 to 507 code for a protein of 168 amino acids. Lineage: Eukaryota; Metazoa; Chordata; Mammalia; Primates; Lorisidae. The transcript has a single exon. The record is from RefSeq and is a predicted model, not a curated record.